This is a messenger RNA of Ochotona curzoniae (black-lipped pika), 6846 nucleotides long. It is a transcript of the gene RSBN1, whose product is annotated as round spermatid basic protein 1. The transcript is spliced from 7 exons. NCBI's taxonomy places the organism in Eukaryota, Metazoa, Chordata, Mammalia, Lagomorpha, Ochotonidae. The coding region runs from base 253 to 2664 and encodes 803 amino acids. The record is from RefSeq and is a predicted model, not a curated record. Gene Ontology annotation, cellular component: nucleus.
CCGCCACACUCGGAGCGCCAUUCACAUUGUUUGGGCCGUUAGGGCGGUUGGCGGUAAAUCGCCGCCCAGCGGCGGUUGCGUCGCAGCCCGAAGCGUGACUCGGCGCACGCUCCCUUUCCGCUGCUCGGCUCCUCCACUCAGAGCCGGGGACGCGGCGCUCCCAGGAGGCCUUGCGCGGCCCAGGGCGCUUUACAAUAGAAGCUCGGUCGGCGAGGCCUGCGGAGGAGCGCUAGGGGAACCGCCGCUUCCGGCAUGUUCAGCUCCGGCCGGAGAGCCGCCGACACAUGGAGGGCGGGGGAGAGACUCCAAUGCCCAGAGGGCCCUGCGCGGGCGGCGCUUGCGCGAUGCGCGGACGGGGGGGCGGUCGGGCCAUUUAAAUGUGUGUUUGUGGGUGAAAUGGCUGCGCAGGUCGGAGCGGUGCGCGUAGUACGGGCGGUGGCGGCGCAGGAGGAACCGGACAAAGAGGGAAAGGAGAAACCCCACGCUGGGGUCUCGCCGCGGGGCGUGAAGCGGCAGCGGCGGGCCAGCAGCGGGGGUUCUCAGGAGAAGCGGGGGCGGCCGAGCCAGGACCCCGCUCUCGCUCCCCCUCACCGGCGGCGUCGCAGCCGCCAACAUCCCGGGCCGCUGCCGCCGACCAAUGCAGCAGCCCCGGCCGUCCCGGGCCCUGUGGAGCCUCUGCUCCUGCCGCCUCCGCCGCCGCCUUCGCUGGCGCCCUCCGGGCCCGCUGUCGCUGCCCCGCUCCCGGCCCCGGGCACCUCGGCCCUCUUCACCUUCUCGCCCCUGACGGUGAGCGCGGCCGGGCCCAAGCAUAAGGGCCACAAGGAGCGGCACAAGCACCAUCACCACCGCGGCCCCGAUGGUGACCCCAGCUCCUGCGUCCCGGGCGAUCUCAAACACAAGGACAAGCAGGAAAACGGCGAGAGGACCGGAGGACUGCCUCUCAUCAAGGCCCCCAAGAGAGAAACACCAGAUGAAAAUGGUAAAACCCAGAGAGCUGAUGAUUUUGUCUUGAAGAAAAUAAAGAAGAAAAAGAAAAAGAAACACCGGGAAGACAUGCGAGGAAGACGUCUUAAAAUGUACAAUAAGGAAGUACAAACAGUCUGUGCUGGCCUGACUCGCAUCAGUAAGGAAGUUCUCUCCCAAGGACAACUCGGUAGCACUUCAGGAGUUAAUAAGGAAUCCUUCAGGUAUCUGAAAGAUGAACAGCUAUGCCGAUUAAAUUUGGGCAUGCAAGAAUAUCGGGUACCCCAGGGAGUACAAACACCUUUUGUGACUCACCAGGAACAUUCUAUUCGUAGGAAUUUUUUAAAAACAGGUACUAAAUUUAGCAACUUUAUUCAUGAGGAGCACCAGUCCAAUGGUGGUGCUCUUGUCCUUCAUGCUUACAUGGAUGAACUCUCAUUUUUGUCUCCAAUGGAGAUGGAGAGAUUUUCUGAGGAGUUUCUUGCUUUGACAUUCAGCGAAAAUGAGAAAAAUGCUGCUUACUAUGCUUUAGCAAUAGUGCAUGGAGCGGCCGCUUAUCUCCCAGACUUCUUGGACUACUUUGCUUUUAAUUUUCCCAACACUCCAGUGAAAAUGGAAAUUCUGGGCAAGAAAGAUAUUGAAACAACCACGAUUUCAAAUUUCCACACUCAGGUCAACAGGACAUACUGCUGUGGCACCUACCGAGCAGGUCCUAUGCGACAAAUAAGUCUUGUUGGAGCAGUAGAUGAAGAAGUUGGUGAUUAUUUCCCAGAGUUCCUUGAUAUGUUAGAAGAAUCUCCAUUUUUAAAAAUGACUUUGCCCUGGGGUACACUUUCCAGCCUCCGGCUGCAGUGUAGGUCCCAGAGUGAUGAUGGGCCUAUCAUGUGGGUGAGGCCAGGAGAGCAGAUGAUCCCAACAGCAGAUAUGCCAAAGUCACCCUUCAAACGACGACGAUCAAUGAAUGAAAUUAAAAAUCUCCAGUACCUACCUCGGACCAGUGAGCCCCGUGAAGUUCUCUUUGAAGAUAGGACAAGAGCUCAUGCUGAUCAUGUAGGUCAGGGGUUUGACUGGCAGAGUACGGCUGCUGUUGGGGUUUUGAAAGCUGUACAGUUUGGUGAAUGGAGUGACCAGCCACGCAUAACCAAAGAUGUGAUUUGUUUUCAUGCUGAGGAUUUUGCUGAUGUUGUACAGAGACUUCAGUUAGACCUUCAUGAACCUCCAGUUUCCCAGUGUGUACAGUGGGUGGAUGAAGCUAAACUAAACCAAAUGAGACGGGAAGGCAUUCGUUAUGCUAGAAUUCAACUCUGUGACAAUGAUAUCUACUUCAUCCCUAGAAAUGUCAUUCAUCAGUUCAAAACAGUGUCAGCAGUGUGCAGCCUAGCCUGGCAUAUAAGGCUUAAACAGUACCACCCUGUUGUGGAAGCCACUCAAAACACAGAAAGCAAUUCCAAGGACUGUAGUUUACCUGGAAAGCGAGAAUUAGAGGUUGACCCUCAGUGUGUGAGAAUAAAAACUGAAUCUGAAGAAACAUGCAAAGAGAUGCAGCUUUUGACCACUGCUUCGUCGUCCUUCCCACCUUCCUCAGAACUUAAUCUCCAGCAAGAUCAGAAGACUCAGCCUAUUCCAGUUUUCAAGGUGGAAAGUAGACUGGACUCUGACCAGCCACACAAGCUGCAGGAACAUUCAAGCACUCCUGUGUGAUAUGUACAUAUUCAAACACAUUUUUUAACUUUUUUAAAUUUUGAUGUGAAGUUAUAGUUUUAUAACUGGCUUAAGUUAAGUUUUAUUGGAGAAAUCUUGCCUAUAAUUCUAUAAAGAGAAAUGACAUUCCACAAAUGUCAAGCAUAUCUUUUUUACACAGAUUAUGCAAAGUUAAGAGUUGUAUCUUAUCCUGUUAGUACAGUAUGUAAUAGUGGGUCUGCUGCUACUUUCUGUUUUAAGGUGUGAGGUAACAAUUCAAUCUCUUCUUUAAAUCAAAAUGAGAAUUCUCUGGAAUAACAGAUUCUUAUUUGGUAAAUUAUUCACUUCCCCUUAAUUUUUAUCUUGCCUUGUCUCUUGCCAUAUUUUUAUCAUCACAUUUAUGAUUUAGUACUUGUGUCUUUAUGGCACAAAAUUCAGUUUUCCAUGGUAAAAAUGGCAUAGGUUGCAGGAAGAGUUCCUGCAUCUGUUUCAUGGGCAAGUUAAGUUAUUCAGUUCUAACCACAAAGAAUGACUCGUUUCUAAGGAAAAUCCAGUGGCUCUCUGGUUUCUUAACAAAAGAGAAAGCACAGCACUUUCUUAUCCAAACUUUUAUUUUUGUAUCUGUUACUUUAAAGCCCAGUGGGUAUUUGGAUAUUUCAAUUAAAAAAAAAAAUCUAAAGAUAAAUAGUCCUUGGUCAUUCAUUACCCAUGGUCCAUUAAUCUUUUCUAGAAUAUACGGUAGCAAUGGAGGAUUAUUUCAGGUAAAAGAGAUAAUGUUGACAUGACACACUGUUCUGCUUCCUAGCAUCCUCACAUUCCGUGUGGACACUUUUACUUCCUAAAUGGAUCACAAGUAUCAGACAUGGAGAUUUCAAAUGAUAUCAGCCUUUCUGAUGAGGCUGCCAAACUUAGCAUCAAACUUAGAAAAAACUAUUUUGGUUACUUGGCAUCAACCUCUUCAAUAUAAAUAUCUGCUGUCAAGAAACUUAAGUUCAGUUUUAACUGGUGAAUGCCUAGGUUUAUUUACUAUGACUGUGUUGCUGUUUUCUAAUGAAGAAUAUGGCACUAGAUUUCAUCAGUAGCAUUUCCAGUAGCCUAAUGGUUAGUGCCUGAGUAUUAAAUUUUUUAAUUUUUCCAACAGGCACAAUUCAUAUAGCUAGUAUGGUCUUUCUAUUAUUUUAGAAUGUGAAUGUGAUACACAUCACGCUUUCUCUUAGUUAAUCAUACAAUGAUAGGCCUUUUGUUUAUUAAAGGAAGAGUACUCCCCACACCUAAGACCAGAUUCUUGUAUCUACCUGGUUUCAGUGCAAUUUGAAGAUUUUUUUUCUUGGAUGGUGAGAUUUGAAAUAGCUACAUUAACAUAGGCAAAAAAGAAAAAAAAAAGAAGAUGCUGCUUUAUAAUGUCUGUCACCAUGAAAACAUAGCUGCAUCUUUUGAAAUAUCAAAUAUGAAUUUUCUCUAAAAUAUUCUGAAAUAGUUUAAAUCUUAUAUAAAUAUUACUUUGUGCAAUAUUGUUGUGUAGUUAAAUGCAUAUUAGCAAAGUAUAGCGGUCACUGUGUAAACCGAUAGAAGAGUAACCAUCAACAAAUACUGCAGUGAUUAGUUAGGACCUGUAUUAUUCCUUAUAUAUAUAUAUAUAUAUGUACGUAUGUAUUCUCUGUUACAAAGGGUGAAGACAAAUAGGGAAACAUUUUAAUGUAAACCAUUUAUGAAUUGGAAGUGAUGUUGCUUUUAGUUAUCUCUGUAAAUAAGGUAAUUAGAAUGAUAUGAACGAUAAUGUGAUUAUUGCAGGGGUGUUUUUAAAUCUUGAGUAUAAAUUCUAGGGUAAAUUCUAGUUUAUCAAGACUAGUUUUUAAGGGACCUGCCUUUGAGGGUAUAUUUUGUUGUUGUUUUGUGGGGAAGGAGGUUAAUCACAAAGUGUGUGAGUUUGAGUUACUUCUUGUUUUUAUUUUUUUCUGUCCAGAAGAAUUUCAUAGAGCUUUACCAGGCUGUGCAAAGUAAAAUUCUUCUCAGGCAACAUUUGCUUUUUAAAAUAAUCAUGAAGAGCAAGGUUGUUAAAGCAAAAAGUGUUUAUUUUUAUGUUACUUGUCUUCCAAGAUCCAGUUUCCCCAUCUCCCACUUGCCAUCCAGCAGAUGCCAUCUGUCAUCUAAGCUGGUCAUUACUGAUACACAAGGAUACUGUCUCCUGAGAGCCAGCACUGUGUACAAUCACUCAGGAACCAGCGGAUCUGCAAAGACCUACAAUCAAAAGUAAAGCCCUGUUUUCCUUUUACAAAACAUUUACCCUCACCUCCAAUAUAAACACAUUAAAGGAAUACUAAAAAUGUUUAAAAUCAUGUACUAAUAAAUUCAUUGUAUGUUAGAAUUGCAAUAGAAAGGAGAGAAACAUUUAGCUAGUAAUGUAUCUGGAAACACUGAAUGUCCUAUGUGAGUGAGUAAUAGAUUUUAAUAGCAUGCUUUAAAGACUGAUUACUAUAAAAGCAGUUUUGAGUUUCUUACUGCUUUCAAAACUGUAUCCUAGUUUAUUGAUACAAGUGACUGCAACUUUUCUAAAUCAUUAAAUUAUUUGGUUUGGUAGAGUGAGGCAUGGAACAAUCUGGCGUCUUCUAAUUUGUAAAGUAGUGAUGGCAGUGAAGUUGUUAACUGAAACUUAAGCUGAUCUUCCUUUUUGGUAUAUUAUCUGUUGUGCCAACUCUUGAGAUUACUUGCAGAAUGUGGGUAUAUGUUUUAGUAUUUUGUGGAGCAGAGGGAUAUUUUUAAAAUGUGCUUAUGGAAAAGACCCAAUACAUGAAUAUUCCUACCUUAAAUAAAAGAAUGAUUUUAUGGUAUCCAUUAAGAAGGAUAAAUGUCUUCCCCUGCCCUGGAAGUCAUUCUAUAAUUACCAAGAUAUGCUAGGAAGGAUUAUGAUUCAAAGAAGGAUCCCAAAUUCAUAAAGCAAUAAUAAUAACCUACAUAUUAGUUUCCCCCUUCCAAAGUUUUUAACUCUAAAAUUGAAUCUGUAGGCCUAAUUGUACUUUUAAUUUGCUUCGUGAGUACUUACAAUGUGUUUUAACUUGUACUUUAUUAUUUGUAAUUAAAGACUUUUGGCAAGUGCCUUUUCCCCUUAGAGACAGUUGGAAUAUCAGUUGACUAAUAUUACAAGCUCUUGUAGGGGGAAAAAGGAGCUGAUUAAAUAAAAUUCUUUACUAAAUCUUAGAAAAAGAUGUCUUGCAUCAGUCUUAACAGACAUAAAAGGUCAUUUUAAAGACUGAAGAGACUUUUGCUUAUUGCCUUUCCCUAUAUAAAUACUAUUAUCUAGAAUGAAAGCUAAUAUAGGAACAAGACUCCAAAAUCCAUGAAAAUCCUUACUGAAUAUAUUCUCAAUCAUUAGUAUUAGCCCAUUAUAUUUUCAUCUGUAUUUGCCAUUGAAAUUUUAUUUUCAUUUAUACUUUAGGAUAAUUGAGUUUGUGUUAGUCAAUCUGUUGGAUCAUUGCUACAGGUUUCCAGAGGAGGAAACUUUCACUAGCACAUGCCAGAGGUUCACGUGUGGGCUAGAUUAUAAUAUUUUCAAAACAGGUUGUAGCUCUAUUUAUUGGUCAUGCAAGUAGAGGAAAUGCACAGAACAAAUGUUUCCUGUAGCACAUAAGGAACGUCUCCUCAUCUUGAAAGUUUGUUGCUUUAAAAGCAAGUAUCUCUCCAUAAAUAUUAUGGCCUUCCAUUUUUCUUCAUGACAUUUUUUAGGAUCCACUUGUGCAUGUAGUUGAGACCACUGUCUCUCAAAAAUAUAGCACUUUUCAAUUCUCUCUAAAGAAAUACUUAUGUACUACUAUCACACGUUGUAAAUUUUCAUGUAAUAGUGUUUUCUGUGACUAAACUCCAUUUUGAUUGGCAGCUAAGACUUUUUUUUUUCCUGUGGCUUUAAUUUAUCUAAGAGGUCUUUGCAUAUAGAUGAAAUGUAUAAUUUGCCUGGCGGACUAUUUGCGUUGUGUGGCCUUAGUUUGUUUUUUGACAUUAACGAGUGUUUUAAAAAGGUUUUUAAUGAAUAGUCUUAAAUCUAAAUUUGUGUGAAUAAUAAUAAUCCUUUUAACACAGUGCUUUUUUGUAGCUGUCUAAGUGUGUUAAAUUGUUAAGCUAUUUCUUUGUAAAAUAGGACAAUGGAAUGCAUAGAGAUUUUUUUUUCCUGUAAAGUAUUUUUUUAAUAAACAAAGUCUGAUUUGUCCUUUA